CACCGGCUUCAGUCGAACGCCGUUCUCUCGUUUGUGCGCGUGCUCCGCGCCACUGUGCGAGUUUCUGUGUGUGUCGUAUCAUAAUAAUAUCACCUAUCUAGAAUAGUCCGCGCGACGUCAGUUUGUUUGCCGGUUUGUUUGUUUUUUGGUUUUUUCCUAUACACGUCCUCCUCGAGUCCAGAAUAAUAUAGUUUUAUAAUAUCAGUUUUGAAAUUAUUAUUCAUUUCGUGAGACAAAAAAAAUAUUAGGUAUUAUGUAUCGCGUUAAAUCAAAAAUCCGCGCUUAAGCCGCGGCGUUACGUGUGCGAACGUGUGUUGUGUGUGUGUUUGUGUGCGCCGCGUCAGUGUAUCGUUCAAAUUUGGAUUUUAUACGCCUACCACGGUUGUGGUGAUGGAUUAGAGGGACGUGGGGCAUCCGUUCCCCGAGUGCUGAAGGUUUCAUUCAAAAGCCGACCGAUCGAAGCACAUUGAACAAUUAAGACAAACGAUGUCCUUGCAGAUGCCGGUGACGGAAGACACGCCUCCCGACAUGCUGUCUGGGGCAAUGGAUCUGAACGUGAUUCUGCCUAACGGUUCCGUGAUCAAGAUGAGCGUCGAGAGAAGCACGCCAAUGAUGGAUUUGCUUGUGCAGAUCACCACUGCCCACAAACUAUCGCCCGGCAGUCACGCGUUGCACGCCAUCGGCGACCGCGGGGUCUUGCCGUACAAACCCAGCACUCCUAUCGGUGCCCUAGAUACGUGGACAGUAAACAUUGUUCCUAAAAACUUAAGUAAAAAUGGCAGGUAUCAAAGCCAGUCUAUUAUGAAAUGCAUAACAAAACCGUUCGAACAAACGUUCCGUCUACAGGUACAUUUACCGAGAAAUCAGUUAUACGUGUCCCGAAUAAGUCCAAAAACGCAACUUAAUAAAAUUCUCAAGCAAGUAUGUUUCGAGAAAAAUCUUGAUCCUGCCAAGUAUACAUUAAGGAAACCAGACAAAUUGAACGAGCCCUUGGACUUGAGUAAAACAUUAGUUGAGUAUAAACUACAACAAUUGUCACUAGUGUUGAAUACUAAUAGCACUCUCAUUGGUGGCCUAUCUUCAGAUGACAUCAUGUCCCGGGCACCUAAAAAAUUUUCGUGUGAUGAUAGUUUGAGUAGUGGUAGUUUGGGUGGUAGAAGUUUGAGUCCGACUAGAUCAGAUGAAUCUUCAGACACCCCACGUAGACACCCAUUAAUGGUCAAAGUAUUGCCAUCUAGACCGGUCAGGAAAAGAAGACUAGCACCAAAACCACCAUCGCAACCACGAAAUGCUCCAGAACAAACAAUAAUUUCACAUUCACGAAAUAGUUCUGAUAGUAGUGGAUACCACGAAUCAUCAGUGCUUAGUGAUGCUGUAGAUUCCAGCAGUGUUGGAAUGACGAGGUCUGGGAAUUUUUCUCCUGCUAAAACGUCUGGCCCGACCAUGUCGCGUUCAAUGACCAAUCUCCAAGCUUGCGGACAAAAUCAGAACCAGUUUUCCGAAAUACCUUUUAUGUCUAACAACAUAGGUCAAUCAAAACACUCCGUAUCUACUACAUCACUAAUAUCUAUUCAAAGUCGUAAAAAGAAAGCUGCACCCCUUCCACCACUAGCAAAUAAGCCCAAACUCGCACCACCACAAGAAGAAUCUGAAAGUGAAUCAGAAACACAGAGAAAAUCGCAAACACUGCCUGUUACAACAAAACUGUAUAUAGCAGAUCCACAAGAAAAAUCAAAAACUGUUUCCAGAAUAGAACUGAACAAUAAUUUAGUUGAACCUAAUCUAUCCCCAGCAACUUCCUCGUUGUCAUCACUUAGUCGAUCCGAUGUAGAUAGAGAUUUGACUGAACCCACAUCUCCCACAUCCUCGAUUGUAAUAGGUUGUAAAUACUUAUCAAAAUUGGAAAAGAAAUCGAAACGACCAGCGCCUAAACCACCUAUACGAUCUUCGACCAUAAACCGACCACAGGCGUCCAGUCAACCUGGAGAUUUGUCAACAGUACCUCGAUUAUCUUCAGGUUCAACUGCCGACGAAGACGAGUUGCGUAUGGACGAUGAAGAAAUCGAUCGUAUAUUUGGAGAUGCAACUAGUGGUUACGAUACACCAUCUAUCAUUACCAUAAAAGAAAGCAACACAGAAGUUACAGAUAUUGAUUGGGAGUACAAAUUGCCUGACCCUCCUUCGGCAUUUAGAGAUGACCAUUCUCCUGCAAUGACGAUGUUCGAUACAGUAACCAUCGGUAAUCUUAAAGAUGUCGUCCUUCAAGAGGAACCUACUGUUAAUCCAGUUGAAGUGAAAGAAGAUAGCAUCACAGUUGAAGAGUCUGUAAAAAAAAUAAUUGGGGACGAAUACCAUUGUUUCCCUCAAGAUUCAGGAAUUGGAUCAGAUGAUUCAUCGUUGCCGUCGAGUUGUGAAGAAAAAAUUCACGCGGAUGAAAAACCCGUUAAAAUUGUUGAACCAAAAGAAUCUAAACUAAAUAAUUUUAAAAUUGUGGCUUACGAUGAAGAUUGUACUAGACCCACAGAGAUAUUCUGUGAUGAGUCGGUUAAAACGUGGAAGACAACACAAAUAGCUCGAGAAUCAAAUCCCGCAUACAAAACGCAAACCCCGAACUCCGUUAAUAGACACAAAUCGUUCAGUAUGGAUAGAACUAACUCGUCCGUAACAGUCAAACGGAGUACGUCACAUAUAAGUCUCUUGAGUGGUAAUAUAAAACCAUCCAAUCGGUUGGCCAACCACUAUAUUGGACGAACUUAUUCUUCUGAACGACUUAAUUAUGAUGAUGAGUCUCCAGUGAAAAGAUCGUUCAGCGUAGAUAAUAUAACAGAAGAUGCUCGAGAAAAUUGUCAAGAUGACAACGACAACCACAACGAAAUAAUACCAAAAAAAAUUGAACCUACAUUAGAGCAAUCUUCUCCCUUACACUCCCUUCAGAUAUUAAAAACGAUUCUCCCCCAAAUUGAAGAUCAUAAAGAAAAUACCAAAAAUAAUAAUUUAAGUUUUGAUGAAGUUUCUAAUAUUCCAAAUACAUCACUUUCGGAAGCAAUAUCAGAAAAAAACAACGAGAGUCCGUUUAAAGAGAAUGCACUCGAAACGAAUGUGUCAAAUCCAAAAAUAGAAACAACCGAAUUCAAUGAAUUUCGAACGCGUGUGGCUUUUCUGAAACCCAAGUGUCAAGAAGUUAUGUGUGAGCAAAAUUCUGCGACGGUGGAGACGCCAGCUACCGUUACACACGUUCAAUCAUCCAAAAAUAAACUUCACGGAGAGCCCGGUAAAAUCAAUAUAUUAGAUUUACGACGUGAAUUUCCUAACGACAAACCGGAAGCCCAAAUACCGGUCAAUAAAGACGAAAAGGUUAAGAGGUAUUUAUACACGGGCCCCCCGAAAAUCAGUCUAUCCACGUGGAACGAACGGCCCAAAAGGCAGGUGAGCAUCAAAACCGACCGGGACUACGUCAUUGGAAUUAGGCAGAGGUUACAGCGAAAGGCCGACGGCGAAGACACGAACAAGUCAUUGGACGAGGACUACAACUGCAAUAACAAGCCCGUGUCCAGGGUGCCGAUAGUGAAGUCGGUCGAACUGAAGAAACCUUACGCUGAACAAUUGCAAACGGCCAGCCCGGUGUUGGCCCUGUCCGAAGCGAUCAAAGCUCAAGCCAAACUCAGCAGCGGCUACAGUUACCACGGCAGUGCAAUCGUGCUGACGGGUGAAAAUGACGACAACGUAACAUUAAGACCGUUGGAAAAGAAAUCAUCCGCUGACCGCAGCUCGUACACUUUUGGUAAGCUAAUGGGCCGGUCAAGGAAACCCAGGGAAAUUUCAACGAACGUCGAUCCCAGGGAAAAUCUACUCGAGUCGAUCAGGUCGUUCGGAGGUAGAGACAACCUGAGGAAAAUUAGAGCGUAGUUCCAACAGACUUAUCACUAAACGCACUAACAUUUUACUCGAUUGUUAUAUCAAAUGGUUCGAAAUCGUAAUAACAUCAUAUAUUAUCGGCCCUUGUGUAUUAGAUAGUUAUAUUUGUUUCGCAUUAGAAGACGCCUCUGCAGAGACAUCACACUAAAGUCAAUUAUUUUUAAAGGUUUCCAUAACCUGUCAUCAUUUGAACUAUAAAUAAAUUGUCGAAUGUUGACUGCAGUUUAUAAUAUGACAUGUCCAAAUGCAGAAAUAAGACUUUGAAUUAUUAUCAUCUACUCGUGCAAUAUGCUCUUGUUCCUUGAUUUUUAUAAACGUGGUUUUUAGAUCAAAAUUACGAAACCAAAACGUGUACUCUGUUUCUGGUAAUUGCGAUUUGUUUAUUGAAUUCGUAAAUUGUAUUUUGUUGAAGAUCGCCAAAGUUAAUUCGAAUAACCGCAUUAUAUACUACUUGGCGCCCAACAAAACUUUUCGUUUGCAAUCAGUUCUGUUUUCUGUGUUUCUGUUGUAAUUGAAACACUGACUAACACCUGCUGAUGCUCAUUAUAGGUGUAAUACCUUUUUUAAUUUAGAUGUCCUAUUUAUUUAUUUUUCUUUUGUGUUUAUACAAAUUAUAGGCUCGAUAACAAUACUAAAGUCAUAACCAGAACCAAAUAUUUGUGACAAUUUGUAUUUUCAUUAUAUAUUUUACUCAUUUGCUCAAUAUUUCUAAAGUUAUAGAUAUCGUUUAAAAUUACUAAUUUUGGAGUUGUUUUCGUUAACCAAAAUGAUAUUUUAAAUAAUAUUUUAUUUUACGUACCUACGUUAUUAUUGCAAAUUAUUCACUAUAAUAGUCAUUUAUUAGAUAGAUUAUUAUUGUUACGACCUUUAGGAACCAAUAUAAAAGUGGUCAUUGUUAUUUAUAUUGUAU
Molecule: messenger RNA, 4825 nt
Organism: Acyrthosiphon pisum (pea aphid)
Lineage: Eukaryota; Metazoa; Arthropoda; Insecta; Hemiptera; Aphididae
Product: cordon-bleu protein-like 1
Exons: 16
Coding region: 487-3906 (1139 amino acids)
Biological process (GO): signal transduction
Molecular function (GO): actin monomer binding
Source: RefSeq, a predicted model, not a curated record